Molecule: messenger RNA, 2323 nt
Organism: Ochotona curzoniae (black-lipped pika)
Lineage: Eukaryota; Metazoa; Chordata; Mammalia; Lagomorpha; Ochotonidae
Gene: NCAPH
Product: non-SMC condensin I complex subunit H
Exons: 18
Coding region: 1-2160 (719 amino acids)
Biological process (GO): mitotic chromosome condensation
Cellular component (GO): condensin complex
Molecular function (GO): chromatin binding
Source: RefSeq, a predicted model, not a curated record
AUGGGUCCUCCUUUCCCAGAUGUCCGUGGACGCCCCGUCAGUGUGUCCUCCCCGUCAGAGCGGACGUUCUCCAUGGCCCUGCCUAAGAAGGCUGCGCUCAGCACACCUGGCACCCCCGUGCUUCAGGACUUCCCUCAGAAUGACGACGAAAAGGAGAGGAUGCAGCGGAGGCGCUCUAGGGUCAUUGACCUGCAGUUCAGCACUGACCCAACGCAUCUGGUAGCCUCCCCUUCCAGUAGGAGUGUUGAUGUUUCAACUUCAAUCCCUAAAUUCACCAACACGCAGAUUACGGAGCAUUACUCCACCUGUAUCAAGCUCUCCACUGAAAAUAAAAUCACCACCAAGAAUGCUUUCGGCUUGCACCUGAUUGAUUUUAUGUCCGAGAUCCUUAAACAGAAAGACACCGAGCCAACCAACUUUAAAGUGGCUGCUGGCACCUUGGAUGCCAGCACCAAGAUCUAUGCUGUGCGCGUAGAUGCUGUCCAUGCCGAUGUGUACAGAGUCCUGGGAGGGCUGGGCAAAGACACGCCAUCUCCCGAAGAAGGAGAGGACCAAGCUGCAGACAGAAGUGCUACUGAAACAGGAACAACCAAAAAGGCUCCAAAGCCAAAGAAAAAGCAUUCGUACAAAACCAUCGAACAAAACAUAAGCAACCUCAACGUGUCUGAAGCAGAUCGGAAAUGUGAGGUGGAUCCCAUGUUUCAGAAGACGGCGGCCUCGUUUGACGAGUGUAGCACAGCAGGGGUGUUCCUCUCCACCCUCCACUGCCAUGACUAUAGAAGUGAGCUGCUUUUCCCCUCGGAUGCCCACACCCUCUCCACAGGAGAACCUCUCGACUUCCCGGAUUUAGGUUGGGUGGAAAUGACGGAUUUAAAAGCACCCUUGCUGCAGUGUGUGGAAGAUCGCCAGAUCUGCCCAUCCCUGGCCGGCUUCCAGUUCACCAAGUGGGACAGUGAAAGCCAUAAUGAGUCCUUGUCAGCCCUGGUAGACAAGUUUAAGAAGAAUGAUCAGGUGUUUGACAUCAACGCUGAGGUUGAGGACAGUGACUGCGGGGACUUCCCUGACGGGCCCCUGGAGCACGACUUUGAUGCCAAUGAUGAGCUUAACUGCACUGCAGCUGGGGACCAGGAAGAGUUCAAGAGCUGGAAGGAGCCCUGCCAAGUCCAAAGCUGCCAGGAAGAAGUGAUUUCCAUUGGAGAUGGAGACAUUAGGACCAUGUGCCCCCUUCUGUCCAUGAAACCUGGAGAAUAUUCCUAUUUCAGUCCCCGGACCAUGAAAAUGUGGGCUGGCCCAGAUCACUGGCGCUUUAGGCCUCGACACAAACAAGAUGUCGUCUCUGUGUCCGAGAACAGAAAGAAAAGUACAAAGAAAGACUUUGAAAUUGACUUUGAAGAUGACAUUAAUUUUGAUGCAUAUUUUCGGAAUACAAAGGCCGCUACUGUUCUGGCCAAGUCCACUUUGAAGAACCAGAACUGCAAAGCUACCACUCUGCCUAUGGAUUUCCAUUAUGAGGUCGAUACUCUGGUCCAGCUUCAUCUGAAACCAGGCACCAGGUUACUGAAGAUGGCCCGGGGCCAGGAGCCAAAGAGUGAGCAUUAUGAAGAACUUGAAGAUUAUGAUUACAACAACCCAAAUGACAUCUCCAACUUCUGUCCUGGGUUACAGGCUGGUGACAGCGAUUACGAAGAGUCAGACGACUUGUUUGUGGGGCCAACGGGGUCUCCUACAGCACAAGAGAAUGGCGACACUCCUGAAGGCCCUCAACUGGACAUCACAACGUAUGGGGACGCCAACCUGCUGGCCGAGCCCCAGAAGGUAAAUAAAAUUGAAAUUCAUUAUGCCAAGACUGCCAAAAAGAUGGACAUGAAGAAACUGAAGCAGAGCAUGUGGAGUUUGCUGACCGAGUUUUCGAGAACAGAAGCCAGUGCCGAGGCCAACCACAGUGAACCUGCAAAGGAAAAGGUCCCAGAGGAGGUGGUUGGCGAGAAGAUGCUCAGCAGGCUCACCCAGAACCUGCAGAAGAGCCUGCCCCAACUCAUGGCCCAGAACCUCUCCAUUCCUCUGGCGUUUGCCUGUCUCCUGCAUUUAGCCAACGAGAAGAAUCUCAAGCUGGAAGGAAUGGAAGAUCUGUCUGAUGUCCUUGUGAGGCAAGGAGAGUGAGUUUCCAGGGAAGAAGGCGGCAGCGAGAGGCUCGUCAUCACUUUUCCAGUGAAGAAGGACAUCUUUACCAUGAGAGGAGGAGGAUGCCAGGGCUGGGAGCAGGGUCCUGGCCCCCACUGCGUGCCUGUCGGCCUGCUCUUCCCUCCACUGUGGUCUGGUGUUC